AUGGCCGUCUCCCGGCACUCGUCGCGCAGCGCCGCUCUAGCCGCUCUAGCCGCCCCGCCGCCGUCUCGCUGGCUCCACACCCACUUCCGGAGGGCGCGGCCGGCGCUCCGCGCAGCCGCAGUUCCGCGCCAGGCGCCCCGGAGCGUCUUCCCCCGGGACUUCCCCCGGGAAGCUAACCUAGUGAAUGAGCACCUGGAACGUGUGCUCGUUGCCGGCGCUGAAACUACCGAGGGGACAAAAAGAAAAGGAGUGGAGUAUGGCCCGACUGCUGUAAGAGAAGCUGGCUUGAUGAAAAGACUUUCCAAUUUGGGCUACCACCUGAAAGACUUUGGUGACUUGAGUUUUACUCCAGUUCCCAAAGAUGACGUCUACAAUAACCUGAUAGUGAACCCACGCUCCGUGGGCCUUGCCAACCAGGAACUGGCAGAAGUGGUUGGUAGAGCCAUCUCAGAUGGAUACAGCUGCAUCACGGUGGGAGGAGACCACAGCCUGGCAAUCGGAACCAUUAUCGGCCACGCCCGGCACUGCCAAGACCUUUGUGUCAUCUGGGUGGAUGCCCAUGCCGACAUCAAUACACCUCUAACGACUUCCUCUGGAAAUCUCCAUGGACAGCCAGUUUCAUUCCUCCUCAGAGAACUACAGGACAAGGUACCACGACUCCCAGGAUUUUCAUGGCUCAAACCUUGUAUCUCUUCCCCAGAUAUUGUGUAUAUUGGCCUAAGAGACGUGGAUCCCCCUGAACAUUUUAUUUUGAAGAACUAUGACAUCCAGUAUUAUUCCAUGAGGGACAUUGACCGACUGGGUAUCCAGAAGGUCAUGGAACAGACCUUUGAUUUGCUGAUUGGCAAAAGACAAAGGCCAAUCCAUCUGAGUUUUGAUAUUGAUGCAUUUGACCCUGCACUGGCUCCAGCUACGGGAACCCCUGUUGCAGGGGGACUGACCUAUCGAGAAGGCAUGUACAUUACUGAGGAAAUACACAACACAGGGUUGCUGUCAGCACUGGAUCUUGUUGAAGUCAAUCCUCGGUUGGCCGCCUCAGAGGAAGAAGUGAAGGCGACGGCUGGCCUGGCAGUGGAUGUGAUUGCUUCAAGUUUUGGUCAGACAAGGGAAGGAGGGCACAUUGUCUAUGACCAGCUUCCUAACCCCCGUUCUCCAGAUGAAUCGGAAAACCAAGAACGUGUGAGAAUGUAGAAAUACUGAGGGCUGAGAGGUGCUUCACUAUGGGCAUUCCAAAAGCAUUUGAGGAGACAGGUACUAAAUGGCUGGCCAGGUCAAUAUCGCCUUAAUUGAGAACAUUUGUGCACACUCAAGAUUGUAAAAUUCUUCUUCAUUAUGUUGACCAAUGCUAUGACUGUAUGUUUUUGCAGUUCACAGGAUGUUAAUAUAUUGGAGUACUAUAUAAAUGUCAAGGAAUCAUAAACAGCAUUUAUUACCUUGGUA
Messenger RNA from Echinops telfairi (small Madagascar hedgehog), 1440 nucleotides. It is a transcript of the gene ARG2, whose product is annotated as arginase 2. Gene Ontology annotation, molecular function: manganese ion binding; arginase activity. NCBI's taxonomy places the organism in Eukaryota, Metazoa, Chordata, Mammalia, Afrosoricida, Tenrecidae. Bases 1 to 1191 code for a protein of 396 amino acids. Gene Ontology annotation, cellular component: mitochondrion; cytoplasm. The record is from RefSeq and is a predicted model, not a curated record. The transcript is spliced from 9 exons.